Epithele typhae is the source of this 681-nucleotide messenger RNA. RefSeq lists its product as uncharacterized. The transcript has a single exon. NCBI's taxonomy places the organism in Eukaryota, Fungi, Basidiomycota, Agaricomycetes, Polyporales, Epitheliaceae. The coding region runs from base 1 to 681 and encodes 226 amino acids. The record is from RefSeq and is a predicted model, not a curated record.
AUGACACUCCUGCACAUACUUUUGCAAUCCUUGUCCACUGUCUUUUUCAUCUAUGGGAGAACAUCAAGCGCGCUUACCAUGAACCGCACCAUCGAUGACCAGCUCGGCGAUGACUUCACGAAAUUCGUACCUCGAUACUCUCCUCAGAAUGCAUGGAUGCUAGGUCCGAACUGUACGGGUUGCUUGAUUGGAACCAAGUAUCCGGUCAACACUUCCAAAGUCUUCAAUGGCACGUGGCACGACGUUUCGGCGGGAUUGGACCCGCAGCCUAAGACGAUCACGUUGGAAUUCACUGGGACGGCGAUCUACGUGUUCAAUAUGGUUGACAAGCUCGCACAACCACAGUACGAAGGGGGCCCGUUUUUGACCCAGAACAACAUCUCGUUUGAACUCGACGACGCCCCCGAAUACACCCUCUUUCGCGCUCCCGGCGACCUCUGCAGCGAAUUUAUCUGCUACAACGUGCUCACCUACUCGCAGACCGGGCUCGCCAACGUCAAUCACUCGCUCCUUAUCACUUGCAUGGUCGGUAAUUGUCAGUUCGACUAUGCGCUCUACACAUUUUCCGACGACCGUCCGGAGGUGUCCUUCAACUCAAGCACAUCGGACAACCCGAGCGUUCCCAGCCCCCCUAGCGCCUAUACUCUCUCAGGAGCCUCUUCCGUGCCGGUGCGUCCAUAG